AUGCCUCUUUUCUUGAGCCUUAGUUUCACUAAGUUUCACUUAGUGAAGGCCUCUCAACAGCCAGACAAGGCCCCAUGGGCUCCUCCCAGUGCCACUGGGCUCAGUGAGAAGUCAAAGGUCAAAGGCAGAAGGAAGAGCCAAGGUGGUGAGGCCCCCAGGAAGACAAAAGCUGGGAGUCAGAGUGUAAAAUCCACGGUCCCUAAGGGCAAGAAUGGUGCUGCUUCUCCAGCCAAAAAGAAGGAAAACCACAUCCCUAAAGAGGUCAUUGCCCAUGUGGCCAAGGAGGGGCCCAAAGCCAAGGCCUCUGCUCGUCCCAGGGGUGGCGGGUCUAAGAUGGUACCUGAACCCCUGGCCAGGAAGAUAGAGGCCCCCAAGGGCCCGAGGAGGCCGGGCGUGCCCACCAAGGCCUCAUCAUCCAAACUGGCCAGUAGGAAGGUGGAGGCUGAAAGCUAGAGCUGGGGUGGAGACACGGA
Molecule: messenger RNA, 473 nt
Organism: Lutra lutra (Eurasian river otter)
Lineage: Eukaryota; Metazoa; Chordata; Mammalia; Carnivora; Mustelidae
Product: histone H1.8-like
Exons: 1
Coding region: 1-453 (150 amino acids)
Source: RefSeq, a predicted model, not a curated record